Zingiber officinale is the source of this 4420-nucleotide messenger RNA. RefSeq lists its product as uncharacterized. The record is from RefSeq and is a predicted model, not a curated record. Gene Ontology annotation, cellular component: cortical microtubule. The transcript is spliced from 7 exons. NCBI's taxonomy places the organism in Eukaryota, Viridiplantae, Streptophyta, Magnoliopsida, Zingiberales, Zingiberaceae. Bases 542 to 4036 code for a protein of 1164 amino acids. Gene Ontology annotation, biological process: cortical microtubule organization.
UCGAAAGAUUAACUGCGGACGAGGAGAGAGAGAGCGUGGUUCAGAGGGAGAAAAACAGUGGCGGAAAGAAAUAAAAAUCUGAAAAAGAGAGAUCGAAGAAGAAAAACAAACCCUAACGAGAUCGGCGUGCUCCCUCGAUUCUUUUCCGCUCCUCCAAUCCUCUUCGCUUUUCAGUCCAGUCCAAAUCUUUGCAAUUGUCGGCUCGCUCGGCUCCUCAACCUUUCGAAUUGUUAGAAGGUUGGGUGCUGUGCUUUUCCACGGAUCCACCGCCGGAUCCCGGCUUCAGUCGCUCAAUGCGGCGUCGGGGAAACUGGCUGGCUUGGUCGCGUAGCCUCGUGGUUGGUGCAGAAGCCCUAAGUAGGGAGCUGCCCGAGGAGGGGAAGGAAUGAUUAACUCGCUGGAUUUGAUGCGUUUAGAAAAGGCUGUUGAAAUGCUGGUGACUAACUCAUUCUGGAUGGGAGGUUCUAUGCCAUUGACUUGUUUCGGCAUCUAUUAAUGAAUAUUAAUUUUCUCUGCAAAAAGGGGGCUAGAAGACUGAAAGAUGCCUUCUUCACCAUCACCGAGGCGCUCCCCUUCAAGGGAGCUUAAAGUGGAAAGUGCCCAUAAGAGGGGUGGUCACAGUUUGGAGGCUAGAUAUCCUCUCAAGGCCAAGGAUGAUGAUCUACUUCUGUUUAAUGAGGUGCAGAACUGUGAAAGAGACAAUUCCUUACUACACUCCUCUGAUGAUUUUGAUGAAUCAAUAUCAAAAUUGAGAUAUUUUUCGAAUAUCAAUCUUGGGACAACCAUACCAACACAAACAGAGAGCAAUGAUCUACUCAAUGCAGAUGGUGACAAAAAUGACUAUGAUUGGCUUUUGACUCCUCCUGAAACUCCUCUUUUUCCUUCACUGGAUGAUGAUGUGGAUGUGUCACAACCUAUGAAUUCAUCUAGAGGCAGGACAAGAAGUCAAUCUAUCUCAAUUUCCAAAACAACCAUGUCUGAAAAGACUCCAAGGCCAAAUAGAAGCAGUGAGAGUCCGCAUCGAUUAAGUUCAUCUCCUCGAUCUAGCUAUAGUAUCUCUAAUAUGAGAAGCAGGCCUACUUCAGUUACUUGCUCAAGCCCAUCUCCAGUUCGACAACCUGCAACAUCCUCGUGGAGAUCUUCUACACCUCCAACAAGAUCUUCACUACCUGCUCCAAGGUCUUUGACUCCAACAUCACGGAGGAUAAGCAUGGAUUCAUUCACGGGUAAAAGGUGGACAUCUCCUGUAACUGUUAAUCGAGGAAAUUCUGUUUCACCGAAAUUGCGAAGAUGGCAAACAGACCUUCCUGGUCUCACCACAGAUGCACCACAUAACCUCCGAACUUCUUUGACAGAUCUGUCAGCAACACGCUUGCAUGGUUUGUCUCCAAUAUCUAGAAAUAGAAGGUGGUCUACAUCAAAUUAUCGAAGGCACUCGAUAUCACCAACUUCUAAAAGUGUAACCUCAUCAUUCAAUAGCGGAGACCAAUUUAGCUCUAUUAGCAAGCAAUCUGCAACAUCUUCCAAUGAAGAUGAUGCUGAAUCACAUUCUUUGAUAGGAGUUUCUUCUAAUGUAUUUGCCACGAAAGAAAAAGAUUUUGCACACACUAGAGCUAUUGGAUUCUCCAAGAAACCUUCAAGGUCCCCCUCUUCAAGUUCUGCACCAAAGAAAUCCUCUGAUUUGGCUAUUAGACAAAUGGAUCACCAUAAAGCACCACAAAAUAUGUUCAGGCCAUUGUUGUCAAGUGUUCCUGCCACCACAUUUUACUCUGGAAAGCCAAGCAGUGUACAUCGGCAUAUGUUCUCCAGGAAUUCUUCACUUACAACCAGAAGCAAUGCAAGCUCUGAACUUGGUACUAGUGUGGCUAUUGAUUUACAGGAUAGUGAUCAUGAUCGAAGUGAUCUAGCUGGCGAGUGCGAUAGGACCAAGGCCACCAGGUUGCAAGAGGAUGCAGUAGAUAAAUUAGGUGAGAUUGGUGAAGCUACUUGCCAUGACACUUCUGUUGUGAAAUGUGGAAAUAGUAUUGAAAUCAUUGACAUGAGUAUGUUCAACGAAGUUGAAACCAAGUUGGACAAAUCAGCAAUCAGUGGCGGUGUCGCAGUAGAUACUGUAGCUUCCCAAGGUUCUUCAUUUGUUGUUGAGGUUUCAGGGAAUUAUGCUUCUGAAAAUAUGACUAGAUGCUCAAUGUGUGGAAAAUAUUUUGAUGCCUUGGAAAUGGACAAGAAUGUCUGUCAAGAAUGUUCAGUACCGUAUUGUUUGGCAAAUUCCAAGGAACCAAGGAAUAAUGUUCCAACCCAGGAAAUUGUUUCUGUUGAAAACUUAAGUAUUUGCUUGAACUGUGGAAAAAACUUCAUAGUCAAGGAUAUGAUUUUGGAUACGUGCCAAGAAUGUGAUGCAAUAUAUGGGUUGAUGGCCUUGAAAGGUUCUGGAACUACGCAAGUUACAACCCAGGACGAGUCUGAUGACAAGCUGGGUCAUGGGACACAAAGGGAAAUGACAUUGUCUUUACUACAUGAGAGUAAAGAUCAUUUAAUGCCCAACCAACAAGGCCGGUUUAGUGAAAAAGUAGAAGCUGAUUUCUCUGCUGACAGUGGAUCAUACUUGAGAACUGACAAAUGUGUGGAGAAUCCUUCUAAACAUAAAAUAUUAAAUUCGAAUGAAUUGGAUGAUCCAGAAUCCUGUAGUAAAUGUGAAUAUACUCGAUCACAAUCAACUCCCCAUCAUCUAAGUGACAAGGUUGGCAACCCUGAGGGCGUAGGCAUUGCAGUGCUCCUAGUGAACAGGUCAAGCAGCAUAAAAUGGCCUCUUGUGCGAGGAAAGAGUGUUUCUGCCACAAACAUUCUUUUUCCGGAGCCUUUCUAUGGAGGAACUGAUUUCAAUGCCAUGAAGCGCAGCCUUGGGAGGGACAGUUCUUCUGCUUCUUCCUCUAUUGAUCUGGGGCCAUCUGGACAAACAUACAGGAACCUUCUGCACCAGUUAAGCUACCAGAAGGAUGAUAUUGACAAUGCGAGCUGUGCAUGCCAAAUCAGCGUCCAUUCUGAUUCAGAAAAAUUUACUGUCAUUGAUAAACCAGUUUAUCCUCGAAUUCAAAUGGAAAAAGUUUCUUCCUUCGUUACAUUAGAUCUUGAAAAUGAAGUGGAAAAUAAAAUUUCUGAUGUUCAAAAGCUUGACAGUCUUUGUGGGAAGUCGGAUUUAAGUAUUUUAAAGCAAUCUGCUAUUGGCACAGAUGUAUCAUCCUACACUAGUUCAUCUUUGGCAUCGAGUGGCAUAUUACUAAAAUUGGGCGAAGAAAAUAGUCUUCAGCAGGAUACUCAUAUAGCAAGCAAUCCAGGUAGAAGAAGCCCUGUUGCUUGUGAAAACUUGGAUGAAGUUUGUUUUUAUAACAGCGACAGGAGCAAUGAAGAGAUUGAGAGGCUUGCUAACCAAGAAGCAUCUUUAAUUGAAGGCAUUGCAACAACUAGCUCGCCUCUUAUAAUCUUAGAUCAGCAAAGUGAAAUGGUAAGCUGCCUGGAUGCACAAGUUGAUUGUACCCCUGCUGUAGUUACAAGUUGUAUGGAGGGUUUCCAAGAAGAUUGCAUUUCAAAAACAGUGGACAAGGAUGUGUUGCUCUCUGAAUUGGAAUCUCAGGACCAAACAGUUGGAGAACCAGUUGUGACUGCCGAAUCUCUGAGAAAACAAAUGCAAAGGUGUUUUACACUGGAAGAAGCCAUGGAUACCAUUCUCUUCUGCAGUUCUAUCGUCCAUGAUACCGCCUACAAAGCUGCAACUAUUGCAGUGGACAAGGAAUUCCCUGUUAGUGAGCCUUCGCCUAAGCCAAUUGCAUUCCUGGCAAAUAGUGUUCCUGGUCAUCAGGAUUUCCGAAAAUCCAUUCGACAUAUGCGGAGCCCACAAAAAUUUAAACGUAGGAAGCCAGAAGUGGCUGAUAAGCUAUCGUCAGUUGAGAUAACCACAUUGUGUGAUAAUAAAGUCCCAGAGACAGAUGACAAUGCAAAACCCCCAAAGCUGGAGUCCAAAUGCAACUGCACGGUAAUGUAAGGAAUUCGUCAUGCGCAAAUUCAAUAUUGUCGAUCUGAUUCUCUCUUCACUACAGUAUAGCACCAAGUUCAGUAUUUUUUUCUGGGAAGACAUGAUUGUAUAUUUCAGAGCAGUGCCGUAUUUCCUUCUAUCUUGAUUUAUUCUUACGACGACUAAUGUCCUCGGCAACAGUUUCUGAGAGGAAUGGGGCAAUGGUGACUGCUGAGAUUUUUUUCCUUCUAGCCUGGUGGUGCGGAUGUUGGUGCUGGUUUCUUUCUUUCUCUCUCUCUUGUUUUUGAGGGAUGCACUCGUGUUUUUUUUUCACUUGUAAAUUUUGUCAUUAGUGUGGUUCUCUAUGGCCUUUGAAUCUAUUGUUGAAUAAAAUUUUAUGCUUUUUUGCAUCCA